Molecule: messenger RNA, 587 nt
Organism: Chinchilla lanigera (long-tailed chinchilla)
Lineage: Eukaryota; Metazoa; Chordata; Mammalia; Rodentia; Chinchillidae
Gene: Gjc2
Product: gap junction protein, gamma 2, 47kDa
Exons: 3
Coding region: 117-587 (156 amino acids)
Biological process (GO): cell communication
Cellular component (GO): connexin complex
Source: RefSeq, a predicted model, not a curated record
GCAGCCACAGCCCCUGCUUCCCAGGCCGGUGUGAGGGAGGGCAGAAGUGACACUGUCGUGGUUUGAGGGCUCCUGCCCCAAAGCUCCUCAGGUGCAGGUCCCCCACGCCCGCGCCCAUGACCAACAUGAGCUGGAGCUUCCUGACGCGGCUGCUGGAGGAGAUCCACAACCAUUCCACCUUUGUGGGCAAGGUGUGGCUCACUGUGCUGGUAGUCUUCCGCAUUGUGCUCACGGCCGUGGGCGGUGAGUCCAUCUAUUCGGACGAGCAAGCCAAGUUCACCUGCAACACGAGGCAGCCAGGCUGUGACAACGUCUGCUACGACGCCUUCGCGCCGCUGUCCCACGUGCGCUUCUGGGUCUUCCAGAUUGUGGUCAUCUCCACGCCGUCCGUGCUCUAUCUGGGCUACGCCGUGCACCGUCUGGCGCGCGCCUCGGAGCAGGAGCGCAGGCGAGCGCUGCGCCGCCGGCCUCCGAGCAAAGCCCACUGGAGCUCCAAGUGCAACCUCUGUCUGUCCCUGUGGAAUACCGAUCCCAAGCCAAGUGCCGUGCACCUGCUCCCUGGCCCAGGAAGCCAGAGAUGGCAGUGA